Messenger RNA from Trichoderma harzianum CBS 226.95, 960 nucleotides. RefSeq lists its product as hypothetical. Lineage: Eukaryota; Fungi; Ascomycota; Sordariomycetes; Hypocreales; Hypocreaceae. The coding region runs from base 1 to 960 and encodes 319 amino acids. The record is from RefSeq and is a predicted model, not a curated record. The transcript has 2 exons.
AUGAGUUCCGAUGAUGGGAAGAAACUGGAUUUCGUCAAGGCUAUUGCCUCGGACGGCGAUGUUAUCCUUGUUGUCGGAGAGCAAAAGGUCGAACUGAGAGUCCAUUCCCAGUGCCUCAUCAGUGCUUCGAAAGUCUUUGGCGCAAUGCUCGGCCCGAACUGGAGUGAGGGCCAAAAUCUCUCCAAAAACUCGCCGAAAGAGAUUCCCCUUAUAGAGGACGAUGCCAAGGCGUUAUAUACAAUUUGUUGCGUCGUCCAUCACCGAAACGACAUUCUACCCGAAAGGAUUUCGCCUCGAGAAUUGCUUCAGAUUGCCAUCGAGGCGGAUAAAUAUGACCUCCGUACUGCUCUCCUCUUUGCGAAAGCGCAGUGGUUGCAAAGGAAAAACAUCACCGAUAUGAUGGAGUUGGCAUACCUCAUGGCGGCAGCUUUCUUGUUCGACGAUAUGGACAUGUUUAUAGAGCAUAGCCAAGCUCUCAUUCUUCAGCACCAAGAUUCCUAUAUCGAGCUUCUAGCGGACUCCACGUUGUCCCAAAUACUACCUGCUAAUACUCCUCACUUAUUAGAAGAACGCAGAAAUCGGAUGAGAGCGGAAAUAGGGGAAAUAAUGCUCAGGGAGACGAAAAAUAGUUGUUCCUGUGGCUGGGGCAAAAGUCGUAGUGAUAGCUAUCGAGAUCUGUUAUAUGAGUAUACCCCUCUGAGGAUACUUGGGACUCCCAUCUCGAAAGUUGUUGAACGGAUCCAAUCGAUUUCGUAUGACGGUAAUCGGCAAUACCACGCGAGUACUUCGAGAUAUGAUAAGGAUUACUAUCACGAACCGGCCAAGUAUAUCGCAACUCUAGCUGAGAAGCUGGAGAAAGCAAAGAGGAGAGUCAGCCUUUGUCUCGAUUGUGUGCAAGGCAGUGGCGAGACGGAAUCCUGCAGAUUCGAGCAUGAAGAAUUUUACUACCGGUUCAACUGA